UUCUUUCGCUGCGCGCAUAUUAUCGCAAAACGUUACGCUUAGGAUUAAAGAUGCUCUCUCUGGCCAGAGACAUUUAAUAUCAUCCAAAAUGGCUGCAUCCAUAUAUGCCACCCCACCGCCAGAUCUGAGCAGCGAGGACACUGCUCUCUCCGACGUCUCCAACUCAUCGACACUCAACACGAACAGGAACAACCACACCAGCGGCGACAACAGCAACAAUCCACAUGAAGCCGCAGGAGCAACACCCACAGCCACGUCAGCCACAACCAGAGGAGCAACAGGAGCAGGAGGAGUGGACAGCUCUUCACCCGUCGCCCAUUUGGUGCCGGCAAUGGAGCUGGAACUGGAGCCGAAGCCAGCGGGAAGCGGAGCAAAUGAGGCGGACCAAUUGGAGGAGGCGGCGGAGGAUGGGCGCAAGGAUGUGGAUGCGGAGGAGGAGGCUGGCGAUGCCAACAUGGCCACCAUGGCGGCAGCCAUGCAGCUGCAGAUCCUGGAGGCCCUGAGUGAUGCGGCCAAGAAGCGACGCAAGCAGCACAAUCCCAGUCGCUUGGAAGCUCUCAAUUUGAGUGGAGAACCCACUGGUGAAGUGGGUCAAAAGAAUGCAGACUCCUCCACCUUGGACUUCGAGGAGAAGUUGUCGAAGAUGUUCCUUCCCAAGUCGAUUGAGCAGCUAAAGGAGACCUUCGAAAUGCUGCAGCACCAGAAACAAGCAGAGGGGCAACCGGAAACGGGAGAGGAAACGGAAGCGGAAGCCAUGGCAGACAUAUCAGAAUCCACCAAGCAGCGCGAGAACCCAUACCACACUUACUGCAAGCAGUGCGGCGAGAGUUUCGAGACCGAGUUCAAGUUGAGCCUGCACAUGCUGCAGGAUCACGGCGAGGAAAGGUCCGGCGAUCAGGAUCCCGCUGACUUCCUGGCCUCCAUCAAGGUGAAGCUGGAGCGCGCCGACAUACCCAGUCCGCAGCAGGAGCAGAAUCUGCAGCACGACCUCACCAAUGGUCAUGGCAAGGACUUGGAGCGGGAGCAGGAGCACUGGUUCCAGGCCAUGCAGGCGCAGCACCACCCACACGGGCCGCAAAUGCCGCCUGCCUUUCCCUUUCCACCAGAGGCAGCCUUGGGACCAGCUGGCUACCUGCCACUGCUCGGCAUGUCCGGGUUUCCAGGCGUGGAUGGCCUGAACCGCCCUCCACUGAGGAUCUUCAAUCCCGAGGCCUACUGCGAGCUGUGCAACAAGGAGUUCUGCAACAAGUACUUUCUCAAGACGCACAAGGCCAACAAGCACGGCAUCUUCGAUCCCGUGGGCGAAUCCAGCACCAGCAACUCCUCCAGUCACCACAAUAACAACAACAAUAGCAUCACCAGCAGUAACAACAAUAACAGUGGUCACCCCAAUCCCAGCAUGAGUUCCAUGAGCCAAAUGUUCCAGCUGCAACGGGAGGCCCAAGUGCCGAAACAGGAUCCCACACCAGCUGGCGGAGCAUCGAAUCCCGUGGCCUCAGUGCACUGCGACAUCUGUUCCAAGCGUUUCACCAACAUAUUCGCCAUGCGUCGCCACCGGGCCAAGCAGCAUGAGGCACCACCAGUGGCCCAAGUUUCACCCAACUCCCAGGCACCCAUGCAAUCGCAAUCGCACAGGGGAAGUCCCAACGAGCCACCACAGCCGACUAUAAAGCAGGAAAUGUCACAGGAAGCGGAGAUCAAGCCGUAUCAAUUGCCCGAGGGUUUCCGCGAAGACUUCACCCUGGAGCAGGAGGAGCUGAGCUUUGUGCCGCCGCCACGAAAGUUGCCCUCCCAUCUGCAGCAGCAGGCGAAGGACUCGAACUUCAAUCCGGACAAGCUACGUCGCCUGGGCGUCCAGUUUCCCGACUUCUUCUGCGAGCUGUGCUACCGCGAGUAUGCCAAUCGGUACUUCCUACGCACUCACAAGUGGAAGCGCCACGGUCUGUUUGUGCCACCCGAAGACUUGGCUCUACAACCAGGUGGCAAGGAUGAAGCCCAGAUGGCGAGUGCUUGGCCCUUUAUGCCACUCAAUCUGAUGCUGGCCAAGGCAGCAGCAGCCACUAUGGAUCAGCAGGAGCAGGAACGCGAACCGGAUGCGGAAACGGAGUCAGAGCAGCCCAGUAAGAGGAUCAAGUUGGAGCAGGGACAGACACCGCCGGAGGGAUACGACGAGGAUAAGCUGAAUGGUUCGGUGGUGGGCCUGCAGAAUCUGCAGAAGCUGCAGUCCAUGUUGCAGCAACUGAACGACAUCAAUGGCAAACGCCCGCUACCCUGUCAUCUGUGUGGCCAGGAGCAGGAGAAUCAGUAUACCUUGAGGGCUCACUUGAUGACCGAGCAUGCUGGCCAGAUGCAACUGCCCAUGCCCAUACCGAUUCCACUGCCCGAUCAGCAGGGCCCACAUCCCAUGGCCAGUCUGUACCAUGCCCAGGGAAAUCCGCAUACUCCGCCGGCUCCGGGUGCCAGAUCCCCGCCAGGUUGUGAUCUGCGCUGCCAGCAGUGUGAUCGUGACUUUGCCACACCCCAGGAAUUCAAGCAACAUAUCGCCGAGGUGCACUUGGGCAGAAACGGAGGGCUGAGCGGAAGUCCGCUGCGCGAUGGUUUCUUCACACCCGAACGCCCAGUGGCGCCGUCAGCGGGCGGACCCGGAACCCCAACCGCUCCCGCUGGAAAUCGUCCACCUUAUACCCUAACACCCACGAGCAGCUACUGUGAGAUUUGCAACAAGGAGCUGUGCAACAAGUACUUCAUGAAGACCCACAUGCAGCGGAUGCACGGCAUCGAGAUCGAGAAUGGCGCCCAGAUCGGUGGCGUGGUGUGCAACAUAUGCAACAAGGAGCUCUGCAGCAAGUACUUCCUGCGCGUGCACAAGCACAACACCCAUGGCAUCAUCGAGGAGGGAUCCCCACUGCCACAACCAAGGGGUCAGAAUGGAGUCAAACUGGACGCAGCCGCCGCAGCAGCAGCAUCAGCAUCACAGCCAUCGCAAGCGCAGCAGGAUCAGGACCUCAAUGUCUCACCACCCACAGUGGAGGGCAGUGGCGGCAGUUCAUCCAACUCUGCCCACGAGGUGUGCCCACUCUGCUCUCGCCAAUUCCGCAGCUUCAAGUGGCUGCGAUCGCAUCUGAUGAACGAACACGGAACCGCCGGCGUGGAACGCCUCCGGGAAAUGGAAACUACCCAAUCCUCGACGCGCAGCAAGCCCAACAGUCCCACGCUCAAGAUUCCCAACGGAAGUGGCAGCAACCCAGGAGCAGCGGGUGCCGGAGCCGGAAAUACCGCUCCCAAUCUCGCCCAGGCACUGCAAAAUCUCAAUGCCCAGCAUCUCUUUGGCCAAAUGCAACAGCAGCAGAUGCCCAAGAUGCCGCCGCUUCCAUUGCCCGCAAUGUUUGGCGAACAGGCGGCCAGGUUCAAGGAGUACCAGUGCUCACUGUGUCCCUUCACCACGCCCUACUACGCCUUCUUGUUCAUCCACGAGCGAUCGCAUGCUCUGCUCAACAACGGCGGUGAGGGCAUGGAGUUGCCCAUGGAGACGCCGCCACCACAACCCACUAGAAGUUCGGGUAAAUCACGCAGUAAGUCCAACAAAUCCGUGGUGGCACCUCCGCCUAGCAAGUCCGAGGAAACAGAGCCCAUCCUGGAGCCCACCAAUCUCAGCACCUCAGCGCCAAAGGUCGCAUCUCGUUCGCCCUCAACUGGGGCAGGAUCUCCUCCCGCCUCCUCUCCAAAGGCAACCAGCUCAACUUCGCCCAAGAUUCAACGCCGUCGAUCCACCUCCAAGCCACCAACGACGCCAAACGCACUGGGCAGCACAACCGGCGGCCAUCGGUCGGCGGCCACCUCGCCCUUUGAGGGCUGCGGGGAUUUGGCCAACGGCACUGGCAAGCCGGCCAGCUAUGCCCAGCCGGAUGGGGCAGAGGAAGCAUAUCAGAUGCAGGCCUUCCACCUGCAGCCCGCCGACGCGGACUCCGAGAUGCAGUUCGCACCUGCCCUGGUGUACCUGCCCGUCCGCGUUCGCGCUUCGGAGUCGGCCACGCUCAGCUUCCGGCUAACACCUGCCUAAAGGUGCCACAUGCAACAGGUAUAGUGUUGCCAGCGUAAGUUCAACCCAUAGAAACCAAAACAAAGAAGCCCCACAAAGUCACGGGAUUGGGACACUCUAAAGAAACUUUUGCUCUUUUAAAUCAAUGUCUGUCUUAAACUCCAAGAUAUGCUAAGUACUUUCAGCGUUUUUAAGAUGAAAGCAAAUCCAUGAGUGUUCCGAUCCCAGGAACUCCCACACCCCCCACUAAAUAGUUAAGCAAACGAAGUUAGGAACUUGAAAAAGACAAAAUAGUGGAACUACAAAAGACUGAGUGCGCAUAUUAGUUGAGCUCAUUAUUAAUCUUAAAUAUAUACAAAAUCCAUAACACAACAAUCGAUCAAUAUCUAAGCCCAAAAUCGAGCCCAAAAUUCGACCAUGUCCAACAUGGCGCUGAUCAAAUCUACAGCCUAUAAAACACAAGAAGAACAAGUCCGUUUCAGCUGGCAGCACUGUGCUAAUCAUCAAAAUAAGAUAUAUACAUAAAUAUAUAUAUAUUUUGAUAGACGCAUGACAGAGCAUUAACCAUAACAUACCGCAACCUAUAACAUACAUAUAUCUCUAGUGAUUAACUAUCAAAGUUCCUAUGCGUAAUAGUAAUCUAUCGCAAACGAGUUGCAGAAGAUGAGAGAAGAGGGGAGGAGAUGGUCAGAGGAAUCUAAAUACGUACAUAGAUUAGGCGAGGGGAAGGCAGAGAGUGGAGGGUCCAUACCCAUUCAAGGAAGUACCAUAUAUACCACUUAGAAGGAAUAUAUAUCGUAGUAGCGGCAUAAAAUCAAAAUUACAAUUAUACAUUUCUCAACUAGAUAUGAGGUGGGUUUGUCGUGCUUAGAUUAGGACUAAUCGGUCGCGGGGAUCGAAACAUAUAUAUGGCGUAUUAAAAAUGCUAUGGUAAAGCUUCAGCACAAACAAAUUGCUCAAAAUCAAAAUCAAAAUGAAAACCCUUAUAGCGAAGACUACACUUUUAGGAUGUUUUUAAACAAUGGCCCUGGAGAGCUUCACUUCCUUUAAAUAUCCCCUAGAACACACUCUUACAUUAGCCGUAUCUGAACCAAGUUAUAUCCAAGGAAAUGUCUUCACUAAAGCAUAAUAAUUCCAGCGCACAAUGUGUACAUAUAAAGUUGUUAAAGAUAACACCAUGAAAGUUCAGAUUUUGGGUAGUCAGAUAGAUGAAGGGGAAACCAACGCCAGAAGGUAAAAUUUAAGAACAUUUAAACAACUCAGGGCAAAAGUACAAUGACCAUUAGUACUUUUUUAUACAAACAUAUUUAGAGAAACAAAAAACCAAAAACCAAAAGCAUACGCAAGUAAAAUAUUACCAUAAUAAUAAAUUAAAUAUAUUAUGAAACGUUAAAAAGAUAACAAGAAUGCUACCUCAGACGGACUUGAAAACAAUAAUUUAAAUAAAAUGAAUUUAUAAAGAAAAUCUACGAUUGAAACCAUUGAAACCCUUCAAGCUAAAUCUAAUUUCAUGUAGUUACAAGACUUUACCUCAAACAGAAUUACACUUUACUUUAUUCUUUAAUAAUAAUACUUUAUUCUAAUAUAUAUCCUAUGAUUUAUUUAUCCAUUAUGCAUUCUAAGUUAAAACAUUCCAAAGACAAGAACUAGUCGCAUAAACGAAAACCAAACCAUUCUAGUCAAACGGUUAAGAUAAAAAUAGUUUUAAAUAUUAAACAGGAAGCCAAAACAGAUCCAUCAACUCUUCAGUUUUGGGUGACGAUUCUCGCAGAUUAUUUUUUAGUGUUUAAGAAUUUGUUCUUUGGCGAGAAGAGUUGCCCGAAAUGAGUUGAAUGAUCCGUGAAGAAUUUGGGUCGGCGAAGAACUAUUUGCUAUAUUCAAAAUUUCCUCUUUUAAAAACGUGUGUUUUUUAAAAUGCUGCGUGCCUUUUAGCAAAUACUUCGCCGAGUCCACAGCACCAAAAAUUUGAAU
This is a messenger RNA of Drosophila santomea, 6010 nucleotides long. RefSeq lists its product as uncharacterized. Bases 89 to 4060 code for a protein of 1323 amino acids. The transcript has 2 exons. Lineage: Eukaryota; Metazoa; Arthropoda; Insecta; Diptera; Drosophilidae. The record is from RefSeq and is a predicted model, not a curated record.